CCCAGGCAUACGUUGAAUUGAAUUAUCCUUUUGAUUUUACUCCAUCCAGUAUCUAUAUGGAGUCGAAAAUUCAUUAUGACUACCCAGAACCAGGGCAGCAGCAGCCAAAAUCAGGGCUCGGUAAGAGACCCGCCGGAUGGUCUGCCACGUUUCUAGAGGGUAUCUCACGAUUGAAUAUUAACAAAGGCGGAUCUGCGAACGAUGGUUCCACAAAUAGCGAGGGCCAAAUUCGAGCUCAUUUCCCAUCGAAGUCUAACAGCAAUACUCGAGACUCGGCUUUCAAGGGAUCAACCACGGGGGAUGAGACGAAGUCAUUAUUCGGCUCGCCAUCUUCUGAUGCAUUGAUCCGAGAGGCUAUCGCAAAAGUCAAGCCCGCAAAUCCCAAGCAAUCAAGCACAUUCAAUUGGAAGGAAUCGCUCCCUCCAGAUUUUUUGUGGGCUUCUUCGACGUACCAAGCCCCAACUCGAACAAGGGUACCACAGGAUGUUGGGAAUGGAUCAUCAUCGAGUCCAGGAUCACUGAAGAGUUGGUCAUUCAACCCACCGAGCACGAUCCCGUCUUAUCCGCAAUCGUCGUCGGACUCCAAGUCUGCACCUAGUGGAAAAUCAUUCGACUUUGAGGAUGACGUCCUAGUCUCUGCAUUCUCUGACAUUCCAGAGCAACAGUAUCCAAAGUCAAUGUUUUUCUCCUCGACUUUUCAGAUCAAUUUUUCUCUUGCAUUGCAACUGGCCAAGGAUUCUGUGGCCCUUAUGGAACAGCUUCUCAUUCAUCGAGAAUCCUAUACUGGGGACAUAGAUCCCACUCGGAUAAAUCACCAGAUGACACAAGUCAAGAAGGCUGGCGAGUUGAACAACUUUUUCCACGCCGAAACAAUCGCAUUCCUGGGAAGCUCGGGAGAAGGAAAAAGCAGCGUGAUCAACUCGCUCCUCGAUUUCCCAAGACUUGCUACAGCGGGUGAUUUCGGCUCAGCCUGUACUUCGAUCGUCACUGAAUAUCGGCAGAAAAAAUCCGGCCAAUCGCAACGGAUCAAAGUUGAAGUCGAGUACCUCUGUGGGCCAGCCUUGGAAGAACAUAUCAAAGAGCUGUUGUAUAGCUUUCGCCGUAAGCUUCUACCAGAUGUUGCAGAGGAUUCACUGAGUGCGGCCGACUGGAACAGAAUCAAGGAAGGGUCGAAAGAAGCUUGGUCUGCUCUGAAGUCUGUGUUUGAGAGCGAGAAAGAAUUUAGCCCGAAAUUCCUAUCGGAUAAAUCCCAGGAAGCAUUUGACAGAAUAGCGAAUCAGCUGGUCGAUUGGGCAGAGAAAGUUUCAUGGCCUACCGAUGCGUGUGAUGGGAAGUGGGUGGCCUAUGCAGAAUCCGCUGAGGAAUUCUACGCCAAAACAAGUCUUUUCAUGCAGGAAAGACUUUGGCCCUUGUCCAAGAUCAUGCGAGUAUACAUUGAUGCUCCAAUUCUGAGAGUAGGACUAGUGCUUGCAGAUUUACCUGGCCUCCAUGAUACAAAUCUCGCCAGGGUGAGAGCAACCCGGAAAUAUCUGUCAAGAUGUGAUCGUAUCUUCCACGUCUGCGAUAUCCGUCGAGUGUUGACCAGCGAGCCUCUCGAGUCAAACUUGAGCAGCACAACUAUUUGUGACGAAGCAGCGAGCGAUAAAAAUUCGCCUAAAAAGUGGUCUCGCACUGCCAUUAUUUGUACCAUGUCUGAUCACAUCGACCAGUACGGAGCCGAAAGAGACCUGCGUGACUUUGGUAGUGUGCACACCUUGGCGACACUUGGAAACAUAGAGAAUGAGAUCCGCAAAGUGGAUGGAAAGAAAGAUCCACUUCUAUUGACCAAUCUCCAGUGGAAAAAAGAAAUGCUUCUUAUUGACGCUCGAAACAAACGCGUGAAGGAUGCGCUAAAAAAGAAAUAUAAGGACAGCCCAGAACAGGACGACUUACAUGUUUUCUGUGUAUCGAACCGGCUCUACAGCAAGAGUUGCCGUCACAAUUCAGACGCGGUAACCAAUGAAGAGCACACCAUAAGCGGUAUUCCCGUUCUGCGAAAGUUUUGUUACUCUACGGUUGCAGACUUGAGGCUACGGGAAGCUAAAAGAUUCAUUCUUGUCACACUGCCGAGCUUUCUCAAUUCGAUCAAGCUGCACAGUCAGUCCUUGGAAAAUGGGCCUACUUGUGGGACUGACAUCAUUUUGGAGCAUAUGGGCCGCGUUAAAAAAGAGAUACUGCGUGUCCUUCAAGAAAGCUUGACUGACGUGCAAACAUUGUUCAACGAAAUGAUAGAAGGAUAUACUAGGAUCCAUCACCACAAGUGGCAACUUGCAGCGACAAAGAAGGGACUGGAAUGGCUUGAAUGGCCGUGGGCGGAAUAUCAAGCCUUUUGCCGGAAUAACGGAGUACACUAUUCUGAUUAUGAUGAGCUCAUUGACUGGAACAAGGAAUUGAUUGAUGCAAUGCAACUGGAGCUAAGCGGGCAGUGGACCAGCUUCGAAAGAAACCUCCCUAGUAUCCAGCAACGCAUGCAUACGUCCAUUGAUUUUCACCUCCAGAUAUUAAAGUUCAGAUUCAAUAUGGAGAAUUUCCCGUCCUCGAUGGUUGAGGGUAUUGACCUCCACGCGCAAGUGAGCAGGCAACUCAUUGAAGCCUUGUGGACGGAUUUGAGAGUUGAAUUGAGGGGCCUACGCGCGAGGACUCUGGGGUCUAAUGAGGCUUCCUUCAUAUUACACGAAAUGAUGCCUGCAUAUCGUGCCGCCGCUUCAUUUGAGGGUUCGAGUCAAGCCAAAAUCAAGGCUCUUGAAAAGGUUCAAGACCGAAUUGAGAACGGGAAAAUUUUCCAAAACAUCAUUUCAACUUCGUCAAGCCAAAUGAAUGAUACACUCAAAAAGGUCUUUGGCGAAAUGGAAGCAAUAAUCAACGACCGCGUCAUGACUUCUAUCAUGGGAGAUACGUUUGCAGUCUAUUCGACCGUUACCCUGGCGAAGAAGCCAAUGGACGAAUGUGACGGACGGAUGUCAGAGGCAGCACUAUCUUUGGAGGAGCUCCAACGGAAGUGUCGCAAUCUAGAUAGACGAUCUACAUGGAUCUCCAGACAGAUCGAAGGUUUCUAG
Messenger RNA from Penicillium brasilianum, 3095 nucleotides. The record is from the annotation of a GenBank genome assembly. Lineage: Eukaryota; Fungi; Ascomycota; Eurotiomycetes; Eurotiales; Aspergillaceae.